Molecule: messenger RNA, 2646 nt
Organism: Trichophyton benhamiae CBS 112371
Lineage: Eukaryota; Fungi; Ascomycota; Eurotiomycetes; Onygenales; Arthrodermataceae
Exons: 3
Coding region: 1-2646 (881 amino acids)
Biological process (GO): pericentric heterochromatin formation; lymphocyte proliferation; DNA methylation-dependent constitutive heterochromatin formation
Cellular component (GO): nucleus; pericentric heterochromatin
Molecular function (GO): chromatin binding; ATP-dependent chromatin remodeler activity; ATP binding
Source: RefSeq, a predicted model, not a curated record
AUGGCUACGUUUAAGCAGGAAGAAAACAAGGAGAACAUCAUGGAGGUGGAUAUAGACAAGAAAAGUGAGGAGGAGGAAGAUGAUGAUAUGGAGGGCUUGGGUAUGAAAGCCAAAGCUUUGACAAAGCUUCUCCAGACUAGCUCGGUGUUUGUAGCUAUUAUGGCUGAUAAAAUGAAGGAGCAACAGAAAAAGCAACAAGAACAGGCAAAGAGACAAGCUACCAAGGAGAAAAAUCUAGCCGAGAAGCAACAAGCAGUAACUGCAUCCACGAACAAACGGUCCACAAGAGCAAGCGAGAAAAAAGCUCCAGCUGAUUCAAGUAAAGGAUCCCAGAAUACCCAAGAGAAAAAAUCUAGUUCCAUGAAGCUACCUACGCGAGGAACAUCUGGGAAAGCUACAAAAGCCUCCAAAGGUGAUAUCACGAGCUACUUCAAGCAAGCCAAAGUCGAAGUAGCAGAGGACAAACCAACUGUACAAGAGGCUUUGGCACAAGCUGCUGACGAAUUUGAAGCAAAGCCCUCUGCUUUAGGUGAGCAGGAAGAUCUAACUGCAACCCAGCAACCCUCCUUAAUCACAGGAGGGAAGAUGAGAAAGUAUCAACUUGAAGGGCUGGAGUGGAUGAAGUCUCUUUGGAUGAAUGGACUUUGUGGUAUCUUGGCGGACGAGAUGGGUCUCGGAAAGACGGUGCAAGCCAUCUCCUUAAUAGCGUUCUUUAAAGAACAUAAUAUCCCCGGGCCGUUUUUGAUUGCUGCGCCACUGAGCACAGUCAGCAAUUGGGUUAAUGAGUUUGCUCGUUGGACCCCAUCUAUCAAUACAGUUCUUUACCAUGGAACCAAAGAACAACGUAGCGAGAUUCGACGAAAACAGAUGAAAAACCAGGACCAGAGAGCGCCGGAUUUCCCAGUUGUCUGUACCUCGUAUGAAAUCUGCAUGAAUGAUCGAAAGUUCCUUGCUAACUACCAAUGGAAGUACAUCAUUGUGGAUGAGGGUCACCGUCUGAAGAAUAUGAACUGCAAGUUGAUCAAAGAGCUCCUGACAUACCCAUCUGCAAAUCGACUGCUCAUAACUGGAACACCUCUGCAGAACAAUAUUGCUGAGCUAUGGUCACUGCUUCAUUUUCUGCUACCCGAGAUAUUCAAUGAUUUGGAUAACUUCCAAAGCUGGUUUGAUUUUUCAUCUGUUCUUGAUGAUUCUGAUCAGAAUGCAGUCAACGAGAGACGGAGACGCAAUCUUGUGUCUACAAUGCAUGCCAUUCUCAAGCCAUUCUUGCUACGGCGAGUAAAGACGGAUGUUGAAUCAUCACUCCCGAAGAAAAGGGAAUAUAUCUUGUACGCGCCACUGACACCGGAGCAGAAGGAGCUAUAUGUCCAGAUAGUGAACGGAACGAGCCGUCAGUACCUGGAAGAGAAGGCCGCUGAGCGAAUAGAAGCUAGGAACGGCUCAGCGAAACAAUCAAGAACGCGCAGCUUGAAGAGAGGCGCAAGCGGCAGUGAGCUAAGCACGCCCAACAAGAGUGCAAAAUCUAGCCGUGACUCUACACCGACUAGGGCUCGGCGUCGAGGCAGAUCCAAAAACUACAAGGAAGAGUCUGAUAGAGAUUUCAAUAGUAAGCUAGCUAGGCUAGAGAAGGGUAUACAGGAGGAAGCCCCUGAGGAGAGCGAGCUUAGUGAGGGGGAGAUGGAUGAAAUCGAGAGAGCAAAAACCAUGAAGCUAGCCAGUACGUAUACCUGCUACUUUGAUUUGAGAAUAAUGGUUCGCUCUAACUUAUCCACUAUAGAAAAAGAGAUAUCCUCUAAAAAGCUCCAGAAUCCGGUCAUGCAGGCCCGACUGGUGUGCAAUUCCCCGCUCAACUUCUACUGGCCAUGGGGAGAAGACUCAGGGGUGGACUCAACACUCAUCACAUCUUCUGGCAAGAUGCUUCUUCUAGAUCGUCUUGUGCCCUGUCUUAUAUCCAAGGGACACAAAAUCCUAAUCUUCUCUCAAUUUAAAGGUCAACUUGAUAUCCUUGAGGACUGGGCUACACAGCUCCGAUCCUGGAACUGCUGUCGAAUCGACGGUGCAAUUGCACAAGCUGAUCGACAGGAACAGAUAAAUUCGUUUAACAACGAUCCCGACUACAGAAUAUUUCUGCUAAGCACCCGAGCAGGGGGGCAAGGCAUCAACCUCACUGCCGCUGACACCGUUAUUCUGUUCGAUUCUGACUGGAACCCGCAACAGGAUCUCCAGGCCCAGGACCGAGCUCACAGAAUCGGCCAGACGAAGCCAGUGAUUGUCUACCGGCUAGCUACCAGGGGAACCAUUGAACAGACUCUUCUUGAGCGAGCUGGUUCCAAACGCCGGCUGGAGAAACUAGUCAUUCAAAAGGGAAAAUUUAAAAGCCUGCUUGAUUCUACGAGUUCUUCCAACCCUCAGCGUCAGGUGGAUGAGCUAAAGAAGAUAUUCGGAGACGAAGACAUUGAAGUGUUUGACAUCGGCGCCGAAACCACAUCUGAGGCUCUACUUUCAGAGAAAGAUCUAGAGAUAUUAACAGACCGUAGCGACGAGGCGUACUCGGACCAACGGAUGAACGAGAGCGGGCGUGCGUUUGCUGCUGUCAAGGCGAAUACGGAUGCAGACGAGAUCAUGGCGGACAUCACCAGUAAAUAA